Parnassius mnemosyne (clouded apollo) is the source of this 420-nucleotide messenger RNA. NCBI's taxonomy places the organism in Eukaryota, Metazoa, Arthropoda, Insecta, Lepidoptera, Papilionidae. The record is from the annotation of a GenBank genome assembly.
AUGGCACCACCAAAAUCAUUAAUAUGGACAUAUUUUACCAAAACAAACGAAGCAACUGCAAUAUGUAAACAAUGUUUUAAGUCGGUGAAGUAUUGUGGCAAUACAUCUAAUUCAUUCAAGCAUUCCAAAACUCAUGGAAUUAUUGUGGAUAAAGGCAAAUUGCAGAAAAAAACAGAUAAAGGGACAAACGAAAGUUCAAAAAGUACAAUUCAGUUAGCCAACUCAAAGUAUUCAAUGGAAGAUGAUCAAUCCCAACCAUCAACAUUAACUAGUAUGGAAACGGAUGGAAGUGGAUUUUUUCUGAGCCGUUCUAUAACGGAGGCUUUCGAUCGAAUUUCAUCUAAUAAAGAUAAACAUACACAUGGGACAUAUUUACUUAAUAAGAAAAUUAUUAAGAAAAGAAAAAGAAAACUAUUAUAA